CGCCCCCUUCCAGCCAGAGGAGCCGCUGCUGCUGCCCGCUUACUGUCGCUUUGAGCUCGUGCAGCCCCCCUGGCCUCGCUGUCCAAACUAACAUUUAGGUUUUAAGCGGCUUCUGUCUGCCGUCCGUCCUCGCCUGCUUUCAUUUUUGCUGUAUGGUCUUGGUUUGCGUGGUGCGGACGGAGACUGGAGGGCGUUUCUACUAAUUCAUUCACAAACGGGGCAACAAUGGCAGCGCAGGACUUCAAUUUCUUGCUCGCUACGGAUUCGUACAAGGUUCAUCAACAUCUGGCUGUUGGUGCUCUGGGGCUGAGCAGCACAGUUUUAUAAAUUAUCACACACUACAAACAGUAUCCUCCAAACGUCAGCAAAAUUUACUCCUACUUUGAGUGCAGGCAGAAGAAAGGCUCUCAGUUCAAUGAGGUGGUGUUCUUCGGUCUGCAGUAUUUGCUUAAGAAGUACCUCACAGGCCCAGUUGUGACCGAGGACAAGAUUCAGGAGGCCAAGCUAUUCUACCAGAUGCAUUUCAAACAGGCUGUGUUUGAUGAAGAGGGCUGGAGAAAAGUCCUAGAGAAACACAAUGGCCGUCUUCCUAUUCGCAUCAAAGCGGUUCCAGAGGGGAAGAUCAUACCAAGAGGCAACGUUCUGUUUACUGUGGAAAAUACAGAUCAGGAUUUCUACUGGCUCACCAACUACAUUGAGACCAUGCUGGUGCAGAUGUGGUAUCCCAUCACAGUAGCUACCGUAUCCAGAGAGUUUAAGAAGAUUCUGGCCAAACACCUGAAGGCCACUUCAGGGAGCGUGGAGGGCCUGGAGCUGAAGCUGCAUGACUUCGGCUACAGAGGAGUCUCAUCCCAGGAGUCUGCAGCUUUGGGUGGAGCCGCUCACCUGGUUAAUUUCUGUGGUACAGACACGAUAGCCGGAGUAUUGAUGGCUCAACGGUAUUACGGCUGUCCGAUGGCUGGCUUCUCCAUCCCAGCGGCUGAACACAGUACGAUCAUAUCCUGGGGGAAGAACAAGGAGAAGGAGGCCUUUGAGAGGAUCCUCGACCAGUUUCUGUCGGGACCAGUGUCGGUGGUCAGUGACAGCUACGACAUCUUCAAUGCCUGCAAACACAUCUGGGGAGAUGAGCUGAAGGAACGCGUGAUGGAGCGCAGUGAGGACUCCUGUCUGGUGAUCAGGCCCGAUUCUGGAGACCCAGCAGAGACUCUAAUUGAGGUCAUCAAGAUUUUAGGAGAGUGUUUUGGCUACAGUCUGAACUCAGUGGGAUACAAGGUUCUUCCAUCUUACCUGCGGAUCAUCCAAGGGGAUGGCAUUGACCUCAGCUCAGUAGAUCAGAUUCUUGCUAACCUGAGUGAUGAAGGGUGGAGUGCUGAGAAUGUGCUUUUUGGCUGUGGCAGCUCCUUGCUUCAGAAGCUAAACAGAGAUACACUUAGCUGUGCAUUCAAGUGCAGCUAUGUAGAGACCAAUGGUAAAGGGAUGGAUGUGUGCAAGCAGCCAGUGACCGACCCGUCCAAGGGGUCGAAGCGGGGCCGGUUAUCGCUGAGGAGAAACUCGGACGGCUUCCUCGAGACAAUAGAGAGAGGAGCAGGCAAACCGGAGGAGGACCUCCUGGUGACUGUUUUUGAGAAUGGCAGCCUGCUGCAGGACUACUCUCUGGACGAGAUCAGGAAAAACGCUCUGCUUCAGGACGACGAGCCAAACCCAAACCUGUACAACCACGAACGGGAGCUGCUGCACAACCACAUCAUCAGCAGCAUCCAUUAGAACACCCGGACGACUCGUAGGACUCACGGUACUCUGGGCACAACGGGGAGUGGCGGCACACAGACUAGCCAUUUUUUUUUAAAGCACCAACUACAUGAUGAAAGUCUUGAUUAGUCACUGCCAAGAGCCACCAACAACCCACCACUGCAAUCUUCAUAUCGAAGAGCCACAACAUGUCUGUGUUCACUCCCAUCUGCUUCCCUCACUCCCGUAAUUCUUGCACAAUCACCUGGUGUCCCAUAAUGCUGCAGCAGUGAACACAGCAGCGUAGUCUUGACACUAAACGUGACCAACUAAAGCUCAGGUUAAGAUAUAAGCUAAGUUACUCAUUUCCAAAAAUGUCUUGUGCUCCUAUUGAGUUCUACGUCAGAGGUGGGCCAAUAGAUCAGCUGGACACAGGAAACAUUUGCAAUUGUUGUGCAUCAGCCGAUGUUCCAGUGAAGUUCGGUCCCGUCAGACUCUGGUGGACAUUUAGAGAGCUGGAACUUUGUGAACGACGAAAAGCCAUAAAAACUGAAAAUAUCUGGCCUUUCCUACUGGCCAGCAGUGUUACAGUAUCAUGUCAUAGUAUUUCCGUAUCUUCGUCAAUCUUUGAAAGCAGACGCCUCCUGUCACAAUUCAACAACAAGUUCAGGAAAUAACUAUGAAACGAUGCGAACAGUUGCAUCAUAACAGCAGUUUAUGUUCAUACCAUUAGGCAGGCAUGUACUUUGUAACAUUGCUCUGUCCAGAACCCCAAAGUAUCCAUUUUUUAAUUAUUCCAUAACAUUUAAGUUGUCAUAAGAAUGUGGCUUUUUUUUUUCUUUAUGUGGAGUGAAAUGUUUAGGAAAUGUCAUUUCAGUAAUAUUGACUAAAUGCUUUCAUGGGAGUUCAGUCCUCAUCCAUUUCAGGCGUUUUCAGACAGCAGUGUUGUCUUCAGUCACAGCCCUCUUACCACCUGCUGGCUCUUAAAGGAACAGCGCUUUGCUGCGAAGAAACCCAUUGCAAUUAUUACGUUUGGUACCAAAAAGUACCGUGUACUCAGCAGCUUAUCAAGGGAAAAACUGAAAUCUGUGUAAGAAGAAUAACACAGAUGCUUCUAUCACAGCCUUAUUAAUACAUACUUAACAUUGAGCUUAAUUAGAAAGCCAUGCUACUGUAAACUGUUCAGAUUAUAGACCAAGCAGAGAUUUUAUUGUCUUUGGCUAAAAUGUCCCAUUUUCCAGGCCCGGUCCUACGUCACCAUGGUUACGGCUGUUUCUGUUUAAUCGUGACCACAGCAGACUAGCUGACUCACAUUUCCCUUGGUGUUGCUCUUGCCGGCUUACAGUGCUAACAUGCUAACAUGUUAGCUUCGGGGACUGGACUCGGGCCUUGCUGCUGUUGUGGAAGGAAAACUAAAAGGUCACAUCCAGGUGGAAUAAAGCAUGUUUUUAAUGACAAGCUGGGACAUUACACAAGUGCUUUUAUUAAUCUUGCACAGCUCAAUAUCAUGGCUGAACUUUUUAAUUGUAUAAAAUGAUAUUUAUUUUUGGAAAGGUGUAGCGCUCAUCUGGUUUUCUGAUUAAAAAUGUCUGAUUCACA
Molecule: messenger RNA, 3327 nt
Organism: Xiphophorus maculatus (southern platyfish)
Lineage: Eukaryota; Metazoa; Chordata; Actinopteri; Cyprinodontiformes; Poeciliidae
Gene: nampt2
Product: nicotinamide phosphoribosyltransferase-like
Exons: 12
Coding region: 517-1764 (415 amino acids)
Biological process (GO): NAD+ biosynthetic process
Molecular function (GO): nicotinamide phosphoribosyltransferase activity
Source: RefSeq, a predicted model, not a curated record